UCCGGGUCUGUGAAUGAUAUCCAUGCUGCCUUCUCCUGCCCUCCUGGCCUCCUGAAGAUGCCCAGGAGAAGAGCCCUUCCCCUGUGGACACUCCUGGUGCUGCUGCAGCUGGCACUUGUCCCAUGGCCGCUGGCAGGCUGCCUCCUCAAUCCCUGUUUGGAGGUCAUCCCUAACACAACUUUCAGAUGCACUGAACUGAACACCUCUGCAGUUCCUGCUGGAGUCCCAAACACCACCCAGAACUUGGAUCUUAGUUUCAGCAAUCUGAAGUCACUGAGGUCAAAUUAUUUUUCAUCAGUCCCUGAAUUGCAGCUUCUGGAUCUUUCAAGGUCCCACAUCCAUACAAUAGAAGAUAAUGCCUUUAAGGACCUUCAUAGACUUUCCACCUUAAUUUUAACUGCCAAUUCCUUCCAGUACCUGGGGACAGCAGCCUUCUAUGGCUUAGCAGCUCUGAAAAAACUAGUACUGGUGGAAACCAACAUAACCUCUGUGACUGACCUGCCCAUUGGACACUUGCAUACCCUGCAGGAGCUGAAUUUGGGCCACAACAGCAUUACUUCAUUGAAGCUUCCCGAGUAUUUCACCAACCUGACCUCUCUCAGGCACCUGAGCUUUUUCUCUAACAAGAUCACAUAUAUCUCCAAAGGAGACCUUGAUGCUCUGAGGGAAGGGAGCAGGCUCAACCUCACGCUGGUGCUUUCCUUGAAUAAUAUAAAAUCCAUAGAGCCGGGGUCCUUUGCAAAGAUUCACCUCGGUGAGCUGGUUCUGAGGUCCUCUUUUGAGAACUUCAGCGUGAUGCAAACUUCUCUUCGAGGCCUGGCUGGCUUACAAGUGAAAAGACUAAUAGUUGGAGAAUUCAGAAACCGUUAUAGACUGAGUGACUUUCAGAGAGGACUCUUGAGUGGACUGUGCCAGGUCCAGAUGCAAGAGUUUGUCUUAAUCUGUUUCAAGAACUUUGAGAGUAACACAGACACCCUUUUUGACUGCUUAGGCAACGUCUCCACCAUUCGCUUGGUGAACCUCGGGCUUGAAGAGAUAUCAGAGGUUCCUGUGUCCUCCCAAGUGAAACAGCUGGAGUGCAAGAACUGCGAUUUUGAGGAAGUGCCUGCCGUGAAGCUGUCGCACUUCAAGGAGCUGAGAGUGCUUCGGAUUACCAAGAGCACAUCCCUCAGAAACUUUAGGCAGAAAUUUAGGGAUCUAAGUAAGCUGGAGGUCGUAGAUUUGAGUGAGAAUCACCUCGCCUUCAGUGGCUGCUGUUCCCCUCUGUUUCAUAAUUGUUCAAAUUUGAAACACUUGAACCUCAGCUUCAACGCUGACAUCAGGUUGACCGGAGAUUUCCCUAAUAUUAAGAAUUUGUUAUAUUUGGACCUUCAGCACACAAAAUUAUUUGGUCCUGGCUCCCACCCUGUCUUUCUCUUCCUUCGGAAACUCAUUUACCUCGACAUUUCCUAUACCAAAACUCAUGUUAAAUCUCAGUGCACGUUUUGUGGCUUGAACUCUUUGCAAGUGCUCAAGAUGUCAGGCAACUCCUUUGAGAACAAUAGGCUGACCAACAACUUCAAAAACCUAACUCACCUCCACACCUUGGAUAUUUCAAGUUGCAUGUUAGUACAGGUGAAUCAAAAUACAUUUGAUGCCCUCUCUGAACUAAAAGAGUUAAAUAUCAGCAACAAUAAGCUCCUGACCUUAGAUCCUGGAGUCUACCAGCCACUCCAAGCCCUCAGAGUCCUGGAUUUCAGCAACAACCAGCUGACAUUUCUGUUGGACUCAGCCCUGGAAACCCUGCCUGACAGCCUGGUCCUAUUAGACAUCUCUCAAAACCUGUUUGACUGCUCUUGUGCACACCUGAACUUUCUGAAAUGGGUCAAGGAGAAGCAGGAGCUGCUGCAGAACAAGGAGCUGAUGAUAUGCCACAUGCCUGCAGACAUGAAGAACGUGAGCCUGUCAAGCUUUGACCUGUCCUCCUGCCACCUCAGUGCAAGCAAAGUGGCCAUCACAGUGGUCACGUUGCUCAGUGCAGUGGUGUUCCUUCUCCUGAUUUACAACUACUAUGUCCAGCUCUACUACUCGUUGGUGCUGCUCAGUGGGUGCAAACACUCUGCAGAAAGGGGUAACACCUAUGAUGCCUUUGUUAUCCACUCCAGCAAAGACCAGGAAUGGGUGAUAAGAGAGCUGGUGGAACCCUUAGAAGGGGGAACACCUCCCUUCCACCUGUGUCUGUCCUGCAGGGAUUUCCUCCCAGGGGUACCCAUUGUCACCAAUAUCAUCGAAGAAGGUUUUCUCAGUAGCAGAAAUGUCAUCGCAGUCAUCUCUACCAACUUCCUGGAAAGUAAGUGGUGUAGCUUUGAGUUUGACAUUGCCCAGUCCUGGCAGCUUGUUGAGGGAAAGGCUGGAAUCAUCAUGAUUGUACUGGAAGAAGUGAAUAAGGCCUUGCUGAGGCAGAGGCUGGGGCUGUCUCGGUACCUGAGGAGGAACACCUACCUGGAGUGGAAAAACAAGGAAAUGAGCAAGCACAUCUUCUUGAGGCAGCUGACAGGAGUCCUGAUAGAAGGCAAAGACUGGAAUAAUGAGAAGGAAAAGCUCAAGUGAAGAGAAAGAGAGAUUCCUCUUCUCCUGUCUCCUGUCCUGGCCUUGGCUGAAGGAUGGUGCUCAGAAGUUGGUUUUUCUGUUGCUGUUCAGAGUCAGAGGGAAUGGAUGGAGACACUGCAAAACCACUACAGAGAUACCUGCCUUGCAGGCCACUCUUUCCCAAGGGAACUUCCAAGCUAAGGAGUGACAAGACCCAGAAGAGCUGGACCUGCCUGAGCUCUAUGUUUUCCUAUGGCUGUCAACCAAAGCUGGUCCAGCAGUACAGCCAGGUGUGGUGGGUCGGUGAACAGACUGACUGCUCUUACUGUCAUUUGUCUGCCUCUGAAACUGGAUUUGGGUCCUGAGACCACUUACACAGUAGGACGUCAGGUUCUGCUGCUUUGAGUGGACCCCAGGAUCUCCAGGGGAGAGUAAAGAUACAGGAUUCUUGACUUUAAAAAUGGUGGGAAACAGAAAAAGGGCUUGAAUUCAGAAAGUCUUGUAUCUGCUGUGUUAUGCACCGUGAGUCAGGGGAAAAACCCUCCAGAGAGCAGUGGGGUGUCCUACAGCACAGACCACCUGGCAGCUACUCAGUGGAGCUGAGCAGUUGUGUCAUCAGGGGGGAGGGAGGUUUCCACUGUGGGAAAUUUCCCAACAUGUUUCUUUUAGUUUGUUUUAGACUGAGACCAAAUAUUGAAACUAUCCCCUGGAACUCUUAUUUAUGUCCAGAUUGCAUAGCAUUUGAGAGUGGUUUGAGGUCUUCUUGUGGGAUCCAAAAAUCAGUGGGACCAGAAGAAGCCAUAAAAAUGUUUAACACCUCUUAAGUCAAAUAUUUCUUUGCUCUAACUGCUUCUCCUCCUCCAGGGUUUCUGGAUAGACUGUGUGGGACUGCCCUAUGUGAAGGAAAUUGAGCCUGAGCAAAGUGGUUUUGAUGUUUAGAGACAGCCAGUUCUAGAAUAAGCUUUUCCACUCUUUGGACUAGCCUUAAUUCACUGUUGGAAGAUGCUGUAGGAGCCUCCAUGGUUUGAAAUGGACUUCAGAUCAGCAUGUGUGCUCAUCCUUUCCCGGGGGUCAGCUGCUACCUGGGACAGAACAGCCACUGGAUGGGGGAGUUGUGCUUUUGUUUCACUGAGAACGUGCCUGACAUUUUGCAGGGAGAAGAGAUAGAGGAGAAAAGUCUGGGUUAGCUAAACUAAAUGUAUCCCAGUACUGUCCUGAAUAAAGAGAAGGAAAGUCUAAAUGCCACCAAAUCAUAUUACAGAGCAUUCCAUCGAUGUGUCGGAUAUUGGAUAGUGCGGGAGUAUUGCUCUCUAUUUACCAAAGGAUUUGGAUGGGAUUAAUCACUGAAUUACUCUAGUUUUAAACUUGCAAAUCCUUCUAUAAUCAAUGAUGUUCUGCAGAGGUAAAACAGAAGCAAUUGAGUGGUGAAUCAGAUCUGAUAUUUAUUCAGAAGGAAGGCCUGAUCCAGCUCACUUUUCUGAGCACCAGUCAGCGGCAUCUCCGUGGAAGCUGAUGAUCAGGGAUCAA
Messenger RNA from Manacus vitellinus (golden-collared manakin), 4095 nucleotides. It is a transcript of the gene TLR4, whose product is annotated as toll like receptor 4. Gene Ontology annotation, cellular component: membrane. The transcript has 3 exons. The coding region runs from base 58 to 2589 and encodes 843 amino acids. NCBI's taxonomy places the organism in Eukaryota, Metazoa, Chordata, Aves, Passeriformes, Pipridae. Gene Ontology annotation, biological process: toll-like receptor signaling pathway; immune response; defense response to Gram-negative bacterium. The record is from RefSeq and is a predicted model, not a curated record. Gene Ontology annotation, molecular function: protein binding; lipopolysaccharide immune receptor activity; lipopolysaccharide binding.